Bipolaris maydis ATCC 48331 is the source of this 1941-nucleotide messenger RNA. RefSeq lists its product as uncharacterized. NCBI's taxonomy places the organism in Eukaryota, Fungi, Ascomycota, Dothideomycetes, Pleosporales, Pleosporaceae. The record is from RefSeq and is a predicted model, not a curated record.
AUGGAAGCCGCUAUGGAAGACCCUGUUGGAGACCCCAUAGCAGUCCCCGUCGAAGCCCCCAUCCAAACCCCUACCGAAGACUCUGUAGAAGAUCCUGUGGACGAAGAGAAGAACAAGAUACAGAUAUCCCCGCUCACAGGCAAGAAGCUGAGCGAACAUGAGAAAUGGGGCUUGAGGGGUCUAAAAAAAGAGCAGCACCCGGUCUUCUGGGAGCGGGUUAUCUAUUGGUGUAGAGAGUGGUUUACGGAAGCCAAGUGGAGGGAAGUUGUACGCCGGAUUGAGCGGGCCGCAAAAGAAGACAACGUUAUCGUAUUUGGAUGGCAUCCACCAAUGCAGCCUACACAUUCGACCACUGCAAAAGGCAUCCGUCGGCUACUAUGCUCCAGUUCUUCGUCACUCACCUCGUCGACGGGCCCGCAUCCAUUGCGCCCAGCACACCUCCCGCGUAUCGUCACCUCUUCUUUAGCAAGUGUACGACCUCGGUGGGAUGUCGUGGCUUCUGGUCCUCCAACCCCACUAUCUGCUACUUCAGGUCCCAUCAAGAAUGCCUUUGCUGAGGGAGGUGUAUGGGCAUCUCUCUCGCCCAAGACACCCGCGAGUGUAGCUUCUGUCGCAUCAACGCGCAUCACUGCCGUACCACUUGGACUUUGGGCGUCAGACCCACCCAACGACCCUGAUGCCAAAUCGGCCUACGAUGAAGUACGUAGAGACGUGAAGAAGAUGGCUCUCCAUCUAUGCGCCAACCGACACGCCCUCCGCCUAUCUUCUGACGGCCAACACGAUGUCAUCCACCCAUCCAUGGUCAAGCCCAAAGACGAACUGCAAGCCUCGCAAUACGUUCUCAACUCGUGCCAGCUGGACCUCUCGAUGCAUACCGACCCAACUCUGCGGUGUAAGAUAGAAGAGCUCGCCGAUGACGAAGCUUCCCAUCUCCGUAAUUACAGCAUCCAGACGGCCCAGAAGCUAGAAGAUGUUGGUUCAUGGUUAAGCAUCAAUGAAUACACAGGGGAGAUUAGUACUACACUUGAUGCACAACGCAAUCUCUUGCGUAUGAAUCGCGAGCGGCGCCAGAAUCGAGAAGUGAAACUUACCGAGGAAGCAGUGCACUGUGCGUGGGCAACCAAGGUAGUCGAUGACGCAGAGUACAUUGUCAAGUGUCGUGCUGAAGCUGGAGACGAGGAUAGCAGCGACGACGAAGGAUACGACUACGAGAACUUCGUUCGCAGUCUGCGUAGUGCAAGCAGCAGUUGCGUCUCCUUAGUCGAAGAGAACACAGUAACUCGAGAACGCAUCCUUCGCGAUAUCUCAACGAACGCAUACAGCAUCAAAGACUCACAAGACUGCACUCGCACACCAGGCUACAGGUCAACCAGCACCCCCACACCCUCUUCCCAUCCCCCUUCCGACCUCCCCUUCCGCAACCACAACAGCAUCCCGACAUCGACUUCCCACCGCUCCACCAGCACAACCCAACACCCCCGACCCCGACCCCCCUUCAUCCCCACCAUCACCACCGGCCCCAUCGUAAACUCCGACCUCCGCACCUCCCGCCGCCACGCCCCCACCCUCCAAGACCUCACCGACUGGGCCGACGAACUCAAGAAAAUGGAGCGCAAACGCACAGAACUCCGGCUUACAGGCACCCUGACGUACGAUACCGAUGUGCAUCCCGCCUUACGCCCCACACCUGGUAGUACGUCGCUGUAUAGCACUCACAGCAGGGUGAGGAGGAGCUUGGCGAGUACGGCGAGUAGCGUGUCGUGGAGGUGUGAGACUGCGUCUUUGGUGGAGAGGGAGGCGGAGACGCCGAGGGGAGAUGGGGAACAGCAGCAGCCGUGUCGUGUGUCCAGGCAGAGUCAGGAAGAGCAGGAUGCGUGGGUUAGGGAGUUGGCGAGGAUGGAGAGUAAGGAGAAGAUGAGGCAGGCUGAGCGGUUCAUGUAA